AUGCAGUCUGCACACGGUCUUGCAACCAGUGAUGAUCUGGCUCUGGCCCGACUGGGCAAGAAGCAGGUGCUCAAACGUCGAUUCAACUUUCUGGCUAUCGUUGGUUUCGCAAUGGCCGAGCUGAUCACCUGGGAGACGGUUCUCACUUUGUUUUCGCAAUCGUUCGAAAACGGUGGCCCAGCAGGAGCUUUUUUUGGUUAUAUUAUCGCGUGUCUGUCCACACUGUCGACCUAUACUGUCAUUGCCGAGCUUGCCUCCAUGGCGCCGAUCGCGGGAGGACAGUAUUACUGGGUCUACAUGCUCGCACCAAUGCGAUGGAAAAAGGUCUGCAGCUACUUAAUAGGCUGGCUGACUUCGCUGGCGUGGAUUGCUACCAUCGCAACCGAGACCAUCUUCCUUGGUACGAUGAUCGAGGGGCUGAUCACCCUGAAUAACCCGGACUUUGUCCAAAAGCGUUGGCAGAAUACGCUACUGGCGUGGGCGAGCGUUGCGGGAACCUUCUUCAUCAACGUCGUGGUGCCAAAUGUUUUGCCGCGUUUUGAAAUAUUUAUGCUCGUGCUGCACUUGGCAGGAUUCAUUGCCAUCACAGCUGUGCUCUUGGCCAUGUCGCCCAAAAAGUCUGCGGACUUUGUGUUUCACACCGCGCUCAAUGAGGGCAACUGGCCGACCCAGGGAAUCUCAUAUUGUGUUGGCUUCAUAGGCAAUAUCGCAACUUUUGUCGGGGCCGAUGCCAGUGUACAUAUGGCUGAGGAAGUUUCCAAUGCUGCCGUUGUAAUCCCUAAGGCUAUUAUUGCGGGCAUGUCGAUCAAUAGUGCCCUUGGAUUCUCGAUGAUGCUCACAAUUUUGUUCUGCAUCGGAGACGUUGAAUCCGUCCUUAGCUCUCCCACGGGGUUUCCAUUCAUCCAGGUUUUCUACAAUGUCACGCACUCGCACGCAGGUGCGUCGAUCAUGACCGCACUGAUCAUGGUACUUACAAUGGCCUGCUCAACUGGAAUUACAGCUACUGCAUCCCGAAUGACCUGGUCCUUUGCCCGUGAUCGGGGUCUGCCUCUCUCUGGGUGGCUGAUGCAAGUGAACGGUCGUACACAGAUCCCCAUUAUAUCUGUUACCGUAGUCUGUGGGUUUGCCUGUGCCCUGACACUCAUUUACAUUGGAUCUACCACCGCCUUCAACGAUGUGAUCUCGCUGACCGUGACGGGGUUCUACGGCACUUAUCUUCUUCCAAGUGCCUUCCUCCUCUACCAUCGGAUCAAAGGAAAUAUUCUGCCUCAUGGAACCAUGAUGGAAGGGCUCUCCGAGCCGGGAAAUUUCUCCACCGAGACUGGCCCAGUACCAACGGAGAAGAACUCUGCCAACCCCGUGCGACCCAAAAGCCCAGAGGACAAUCAAUCUCCUCCAGUAGCCUACAAUUCACCAAGUCCCGAACACAGUCUCCAGCCCACGGACUAUGAUCUUGCCCAAGCACCCUUGAUCUGGGGCCCAUGGAAGGUACCCGGAAUUCUGGGUACCAUCAAUAAUGCGUAUGCUUGCGUGUACAUGGUCUUCGUCAUCUUCUGGAGUGUAUGGCCUCCAGAGACGCCAGUGGAUUAUACGACCAUGAAUUACAGUAUAGUCGUGACCGGGGGCGUGCUCAUACUGAGUGGCAUAUGGUAUUUUGCUCGUGCAAGAAGGGAAUAUUCGGGUCCUCUGAUCGACAAAGAAGUCGCAGAGAUCAUGCAUCUCACGCCGAUAGUAGCCGGUGGACCAGAAUCACAAGUAUAA
Messenger RNA from Penicillium oxalicum, 1761 nucleotides. RefSeq lists its product as uncharacterized. Gene Ontology annotation, biological process: amino acid transport; transmembrane transport. The transcript has a single exon. Gene Ontology annotation, cellular component: membrane. The coding region runs from base 1 to 1761 and encodes 586 amino acids. The record is from RefSeq and is a predicted model, not a curated record. Lineage: Eukaryota; Fungi; Ascomycota; Eurotiomycetes; Eurotiales; Aspergillaceae. Gene Ontology annotation, molecular function: transmembrane transporter activity.